This is a messenger RNA of Bufo gargarizans (Asiatic toad), 2816 nucleotides long. RefSeq lists its product as uncharacterized. The record is from RefSeq and is a predicted model, not a curated record. Lineage: Eukaryota; Metazoa; Chordata; Amphibia; Anura; Bufonidae. Bases 63 to 1010 code for a protein of 315 amino acids. The transcript has 9 exons.
CGUGGUGCAGCUGCUUCUCCAUACUCGGCAUCUCUUGAGUACGUGAGUGUUAUUCUGCAUAUAUGGUUUACCAAGCUCAGGAGUCUUCUUCUACAACAAUGGAAUGUAAAAGAAACCAGAUCCGUCUGCUGCAAGUGUGCCUUCUGCUGUGGAUAGGGAUUUCCGUAUCGGUAGCUCAGACUAUGACUGGAGAAAGCGGUACUGCUGCACCACAAGACCUGACAGGUAGCGUACCCAUGGAAAAUUCUCCCAGGCCAGAAGAUCCAGCUCAUACUAUGGCACCAUCAAUGAAUGGAGCACCUUGUAACUUUUUUAACUGCAUGGGAGAAAAAUGUUACGAAAACGACUCAGUAUCCAAAGGUUCUGGCAAUGCCACAUGCCCGACUUACUGUGCGAUGCUUCGUCACAACAGUUCCUUUUAUGAGUCUAAGUGUGAUGAACAUUGCAAACAUCACCUGUGUAAUGAUUCAGCACAAGAAGGAUGUACUGUGCGCUGCUGUAAUUCAUCAGGAUGCUCAUCAAGUAACUCUGAUAAUAAUGGCACCCUUCAAAAUGGUACAGCUAUGCCAAGCACAGUGGGUAUGAGUACGAAUGCUCCUACCACACCCACUACUACAGCAAACAUAGUAUACAGUGAUAAGAAAUGUAGAGCAUUUAAAUGUGAGGGGGCGGAUUGCUUUAAGAGUCAGACUGCUGCCCAAACCAAACUGUGUCAAGCUGGAAUAGCCCAUUGUGAGUUGCAAAAGAUGGUGAGAAACGGUGCCAUCUCUUAUGAGGCGGGCUGCAGUAAUACCUGCUCCACCAGCACGAAGUCCUGUGCUGCCAUCACUACUAGCGACUGUUUCCAGGAAUGCUGCAGUGCUACAAAUACUGGAUGCUGCAUGAAGUUAGAUGGCCAGGUGCACUUUAACACUGCUCCUCCAGUUCGGAAAGGAUCAAUCCUGAAGAUAUUUAGUAUGGCCUUCUUUGUUAUUUUCAUCUCCCGCUUCAUUUCUUCUUCGCGGGUAUAAAUGUGCAUCAGUUGAUGUCCUUUGCAGAUGAACUUUGCCUGAGAAUUUCUGUAUAAUUUGUUUUCCCCAGAACCUAAGGAAAAGCCCACACUUUUACUGAGGCGUCAUACAUAGUGUAACAUAUACAUAUUGCUGGAUUUGGCAUCUAAUCAAUAGAAAUUUACUAUCUAUACUAUCCUAUGAGAAUAUGAAAAGAGAUAAUUAAAGGGGUUUUCCAGUUUGCAUCCACACCCUUUAAAAUAAUCAUUUAUAAAGGUAGCUGUAAUUUUGUAAUGUAUUUCUUUUAGCUUUAUUGCUCUUAUCUUCCGUUCUGGGCUGUGGUCACAUGACCGUGUCCAUUAAGUUAUCUCUUAUUUCCUGUAAUGUUAUGUCUAUAGACAUUUUAAAGUAGCAACAAGGGUAGUGAUAGGGGAGUGUCUAUGUAACUAUCUGGGUGGGAGGAGCUAUAAACUAGCAGGGUGUUGUUAGGGACAGUGAUAGAGGGGAGGGCUAUGUAACUAGCUGGAUGGGAGGAGCUAUAAACUGGCAGGGUCUUGUUAGGGACAGUGAUAGAGGGGAGGGCUCUGUAACUAGCUGGAUGGGAGGAGCUAUAAACUAGCAGGGUGUUGUUAGGGACAGUGAUAGAGGGGAGGGCUAUGUAACUAGCUGGAUGGGAGGAGCUAUAAACUGGCAGGGUCUUGUUAGGGACAGUGAUAGAGGGGAGGGCUAUGUACCUAGCUGGGUGGGAGGAGCUAUAAAUUACCUGGGAGUUGUAAGGGUCCAUGCUGGACUGUGGCAGAGAAAGGAGAAGUGCAUCAUGGGUUUGGUUGGAUACAGGAACAGGAAGUGCUACAUACAGGAUGGAAAUCAACCUUAAGAGAUGUGUUUACAUGGUGAAAACAGGUCAGGAGAGUCCAAAUAAAUAAAAAAAAGCAUGGGUAAGAUAUACAUGAGGUAAGCCACUACAUGAGCACAUCUGUUAAAACUCUUGGAAACCCCCUUUAAAUAUGUAUAUUGUUUUUAUGCCCAUUCGGCACAUUGAUUUCCUUUACUGUAUAACAAUUUUACAUUUCACUACAAACUAUUAAAAAAAUUCCUGAUAAAAAAAAUACACAAAAAAUAAACGUCAGCUAAAGUCCUAGACCUCAUACUCACAACUUCAUUCCAAAUUGAGCAACAAGAUAUCAUUCAUCUAUAUAUAUAAAUAUAUGAAUUGGUAUGGUAUCAGCCAGUACUUUACAAGUGCUAUACGUUACAUGUGUCGUGUGCAUAAGGUCUUGCUCCAAUUUUAUUUGUAUAAGCACUUUCACUUACCAUCCAACUUCUUAUAAAGUACAUAACAUACAUUUUUCUAUGCCUGAUUUAACUUAAUUCAUCAUAUUCAUGAUGAUCUGCAUGGUUGGCAGAAAUCUGGUUGCAUGUGCUGAUAGGACCAAUGGGUACAAUAGUUUGAAAAAAAGAAGAGCAGCAAAUGUUUUAAUAUACAGAAACAAAAAAGUUCUCCCCUCUUGUGAUGCCAGGUAGACUGGCAUAUCACUGUGGCGGACUAGCGGUGGUGUAUCUUUUAUGCUUCACUUUUUUCUUAGACACUUUUAUGAUGGUGUUAAAGUUUAAGGGAUGCCACUGAGCUUUUACCUGGUUAAAGAUAUUUUGCCUUUUUUUUUUUGCUUAAUUGCCUAAAAAGAACCAGUCCUUUCUCCUGACAUGUAUGGUUUAGCAAUUACUUGCACGAUCUAUGUAAGGCUGCAUGCACACGACCGUUGUUUUGGUCCGCAUCCAAGCCACAGUUUUUGGAUGCAGACCCAUUCACUUCAAUGGGGCCGCAAA